Messenger RNA from Brienomyrus brachyistius, 3993 nucleotides. RefSeq lists its product as uncharacterized. NCBI's taxonomy places the organism in Eukaryota, Metazoa, Chordata, Actinopteri, Osteoglossiformes, Mormyridae. The record is from RefSeq and is a predicted model, not a curated record. Bases 1166 to 2953 code for a protein of 595 amino acids. The transcript is spliced from 5 exons.
AAAUUGAUAUGUUGAAACGUGCAUCAAGGUGUAAAUUGUAGUGACCGACGCACCAACCCAAUCGGGAGCGGCGUGUGUAAUCAGGGAUGUGGCGGCAGGAUUGAAAAGGUAGCCUACAGUGAAGCCCCCCCUUUGCGAAAUGUCGAGGACAAAGAGACAAAAAACAGAUGCACCCAGACACAGCGAGGAAGCAGGCUGUAAUCCUACGGUGAUCGGGGCGUCGGGCUACAUGUUGUAGCCGAGCUUUCUGGUGCGAAACGCCGAAAUGAUGCCGUGGUUUCGUAGACCUUUUAACGAUUUUGUGACCCGGACUCCGGCUUGAAAAACAGCCCUUUUUUAUUUCCGUCGCUGCCAGCGUUCGUCCAAGAAAACGGGAACACGGCGGCGCCUGGUGCGCCUCGGACAGAUCACGGACACAUAUUUCGCCACCACUAUACAUUUGUCUCAUUAAUAACGUACUUGUCUUCCCGUGUUUAUUUUAUGUUUGGAAGCAAUGUCAAAUAUAAUGUAUUUCAGUAUAAUGACAAGGAGAACGAGAGUCUAACGGAGGACAGCGAAGUGUUUGUGUCCUCGUAUUUAUAAGAGAAAUGUCUGUAUAACGGGAUGGAAAAAAAAUAAUAAAAACCAAGACUUAUAGAAAAAACAUUCUUCUAGGAUGGUACCUGCAUCAGUAGUACACAGACUACUCUCACAAUAUUAAAAAGGUAGGAACCGCAACCAGUAAUCUGUAUUUCAGCAAUGAUUUGUAUAUAUUAUUUAACACGUGUUAUUAUUUAGCUGUGUACAACUAAAACGUUGGUCAGUAUUAUUUCCUCAAUUCAAUUGAAGUAGACUGGACAGCCUUACAUCGCUGUACCUAACAGUAACUGCGCAAUUGUUUGCGCUCAUAGAGAAACCCGGUGUCCUUAUGAUUUAAUGGAAGAUGCGUUUUAGUGCGUUUUCCCCUCCAGCUACAUCGCGUUAUAAAAUCUGUCGUCUAUUUGAAUGACAUCGACGCUAUAACGGAACAUCUUCGUCUAGGUGUUUAGAAACGGGGGUGAAGUUGUGCCCUGAGGUGUCGGGGAGCGCACUGAGCUGUGGAGAGGCAUUUUCACACCUCAUGGGAGACUGCUAACAAGCACUCGCUACUGGACAUUCUGAAUCUACCCUCUAGUCGAUUCUUCCAAUGUCAGCUGUAGCUGGCAUGAAUGCGGCUACCCUCUCCUGGUCCAUGAAGAUGGGAGUGGGUCUGGUGUUCAGCCUGGCUCUCCUGUGGUCCUCCAGUUCGGCCACCACCAAGCAGUGCUUCUCGAAGGAGCACACCAAUCUGAUUGUCAACGCCAGCGCCGCCUUCCUGGCCAGGACUACAGUUCUGGAUGCCCGCAUCAGCCUUUCCCAGCAAGCCUGUCUGCUCGACUGCUGCUCCCAAGAAGUUUUUAAAUGCAACUGGGCCGUAUACAGACCCGAUAAACCGAGCGGAAGCGAAAAUUGCUACUUAUUUUACUGUGAAAGAGAAGAGGAUUGCCCUCUGAUUCCCAUGAAUGGAGUGAACAGCUAUAACAUUUUCACAGGUGUGGAUUAUCCAUCCAUGAACCAUUUAACUACCACAAAAGCCGCCACACAGCCAAGUACUACCCCCAGAGUAACAAUCAGACCAACUGCAAAGCCAACCUACAUUACCACUCCAUCAACACCAACUGCCACCACGCAUACUUCAACUAUUACUGCUGUCACUACUCCUACACAACCAGUGACUACUACUCAACCAACUACUACUACUAUUACUACACUACCACCUACUAUUACACAGCCAAGUAUUAGUACUACUCUACCAAGUAUUACUAGUACAAAGCCAAGUAUUAGUACUACUGUUACUACUACUACACAGCCAGCUAAUUCUAUACAAACAACUGCUACUAUACAAAUAGCUAGUACUAUACAACAACCUCCAUCUACAACUAGGACACCGCAACCAAGCAGUACUACUACACAUACUCAGCCAACCACUACUCUUACUAGCAGUCAACCAACCACUACCACUACAGAAUCAGCUACAACAGCUUUGAUUAUAACACCACCAACCUCCAUUUUACAUACUGAUCCUACUACCAUGAAAACUACUACCAAGAGCUCACUGGUAGCAAGGCCCAACCGACCAAUCGAUGUUUCUAUGCAAAAAACUAUUACAGCAUCAGCAUUAACAACUACUGUGCGAUCACCCCUGACUACUGAAAUGAAAAUUGGCACUGACCCAACAGAAACCACAGCUGCUAAAACAGCUUGUGUUACAUUACAAGCUAUGCUAGCUACAACAAUUACAACUGCAGCUACCCCGAAAACUGAAACACAAACAUCUUUAUCCACAAGUACCACAAAACCGAAUAAAAUUAUCAAAAACCACAACAAACCAACAAGGAAACAAAGCAUGAAACCAUCCCCUUAUAAUACAAGACUAGGUACCACUACUACAACCACUGUGUUCCCUUCCAAACAUCACUUAAAACUGACUACAGCAAAUGCAAAGCAAAGCUCUACAACAAGACCUCCAGGUCUCCCUCACAAAGCAGCAUCCAGAAAGCCAAAGACAAAUCUGAGGACUUCGGCCACCACGAUUAAAGCAAAAGCCUCCACUGCACGAACGACGACAUGGACGACGGCGACUCCCACGUUGUUGAUGACCCAACGCUCUGCAGCCAGCAUGACCCCAUUGCAAGCCACAGCCAAGGAAGCCAAGUCUAUGCUGGUGGCUCCUCCCCCCCCUGCUCCACCAACCACUAAGCCUGGCCACACAAACCCCCCGAAAAGGAACACUGUCCACCAGCGGACGCUGAAGAGCACGCUUGAGGUAGCUGUGGUGGUUGGACUUGUGUUCCUGGCUCUUGUUGUAGCACUGGUAGGAAGGAAAGCUAUGGAAUCUUUUAACCGAAGACAGUACACAAGAUUGGAGCUCAAUGACUUAUACUACGAUGUGUGACAGCAUCACGCACAAGUUUCAAAUGCAAAAAUCUGUUGUUUUUUGUUUUUUUUAACCAGAAAGUAUGUGCUCUGUUUUCCAACUAAUACCUAAAAAAUGAGUGCAUUUCAUUUCAUGAGACCAAUUGAUAAAAUAAAAUGGGUCACGGGGUAGGAGGGGGGGUGGUUUGGGGCUGUUUAGUACGGCCAAAGAAUAAUGAACUAAAAACGCAGCAAUACCUCUUUCGCUUAUACUCAGGUAGUCAUAAAAAUCUGGUCAGCAAUUGGGAAACCGGUUACUUCAGCGAAAAUGCCAUUGCUGCAUAAAGUGUAUUGAAACAAGUCACCAGUUGUUAGAGGUAAGCAGUAAGUGAUGUGAACAAAACGCCGCUUCUCAUUCUGUCGUCUGUAAUUUUUAAAUUCAUUUUCACUGUUCAGUGAUAUUUUUACUGUCCUUUGUCUGUGUGGCCUCCUCACGGCUCAUACCGGUGUAGUUUUUUACGGAAUUACUUACAGAACUUAAAUAAUGCAGGGAACAGGGAGACGGAAUGCAUCGAAGACUUCAACAAUCAGUUCCAGUGCAUUGUAUCUUAAAUCCAUAUAUUGUUCUUUUAUGUAGAGUUCAUUGAUUACAUAGUUUUGUCCAAGAAUUUGAUGUAUGUACACACGUAUGCGUGUGUUCGUGGGUGUGUGUAGAAAGAGAACGAUGUAAAAAUUAUUGUUUCCGUAGAGCGCUAAACUACCCGAUGUCCUGCACUAUAUAGGUGUAAUAAUAUAACCACAAGAUGGCAGCAAACACAAAGUGAACCACAGUGAACCGCGCACCAUCGCUAAGAUGCCACUAGAAAAAAAAUGUACACUGCAAAUUCUGGAAAUAAAUUUAAUGAAUUGCACACUUAUUAAGUAGGACGUUUCGGUGAACUCGACUCGAUUAUUUACCGCAUGUAUAAUUUUGAAGGUCGUGUGAAAAUUCACGGGUUUGGUGUACUUUGUUACUUAUAAAUUAGAUUUAAGUGGUAAUUGUACAAAAUGUGAUUUUGCAAUAAAGCUUUUGUAAGCAUA